Molecule: messenger RNA, 5269 nt
Organism: Myotis davidii
Lineage: Eukaryota; Metazoa; Chordata; Mammalia; Chiroptera; Vespertilionidae
Gene: KREMEN1
Product: kringle containing transmembrane protein 1
Exons: 9
Coding region: 36-1379 (447 amino acids)
Biological process (GO): multicellular organism development; Wnt signaling pathway
Cellular component (GO): plasma membrane
Source: RefSeq, a predicted model, not a curated record
GUCUUCUAGAAUAUAGAUGUGCUCACAUUGUGCACAUGCGUACGUGGGAGCAGGCGCAGGCACUGCAACAGGAGUCCUUCACAUCGGAAGUUAGAGAAUGUUUCACAACCAACGGUGCAGAUUACAGGGGGACGCAGAACUGGACGGCACUCCAAGGCGGGAAGCCAUGUCUGUUCUGGAACGAGACUUUCCAGCAUCCAUACAACACUCUGAAUUACCCCAAUGGGGAGGGGGGCCUGGGCGAGCAUAACUAUUGCAGAAACCCAGACGGAGAUGUGAGCCCCUGGUGCUACGUGGCGGAGCAGGAGGACGGCGUCUACUGGAAGUACUGCGAGAUCCCCGCUUGCCAGAUGCCUGGAAACCUUGGCUGCUACAAGGAUCAUGGAAACCCACCUCCUCUAACUGGCGCCAGUAAAACAUCUAACAAACUUACCAUACAAACCUGCAUCAGUUUUUGUCGGAGUCAGAGGUUCAAGUUUGCUGGGAUGGAGUCAGGCUAUGCUUGCUUCUGUGGAAACAAUCCGGAUUACUGGAAGUAUGGGGAGGUAGCCAGUACUGAGUGCAACAGCGUCUGCUUCGGGGAUCAAACCCAGCUCUGCGGUGGCGAUGGCCGGAUCAUCCUCUUUGACACUCUCGUUGGCGCCUGCGGUGGGAAUUACUCAGCCAUGACUUCUGUAGUCUAUUCCCCUGACUUCCCUGACACCUACGCCACAGGGAGGGUCUGCUACUGGACCAUUCGGGUCCCGGGAGCCUCCCACAUCCACUUCAACUUCACCUUAUUUGACAUCAGGGAUUCCGCAGACAUGGUGGAGCUGCUGGACGGCUACACCCACCAAGUCCUGGUCCGUUUCAAUGGAAGGAACCGCCCACCUUUGUCCUUUAAUGUCUCCCUGGAUUUUGUCAUUUUGUAUUUCUUCUCUGAUCGCAUCAAUCAGGCCCAGGGAUUUGCUGUCUUAUACCAAGCUGUUAAGGAAGAACCACCACAGGAGAGGCCCACCGCCAACCAGACGUUGGCCGAGGUGAUCACGGAGCAGGCAAACCUCAGCAUCAGUGCUGCCCGGUCCUCCAAAGUCCUCUACGUCAUCACCACCAGCCCCAGCCACCCACCACAGACCGUCCCAGGUAGAUGGACAGUGUAUGGCCUGGCAACUCUCCUCAUCCUCACAGUCACAGCCAUCGUAGCAAAGAUCCUGCUGCACGUCACGUUCAGAUCACAUCGUGUUCCUGCUUCAGGGGACCUUAGGGAUUGUCGUCAACCAGGGACAUCAGGAGAAAUCUGGAGCAUUUUCUAUAAGCCUUCUACUUCCAUUUCCAUCUUUAAGAAGAAGCUCAAGGGUCAGAGUCAACAAGAUGACCGUAAUCCUCUUGUGAGUGACUAAAAGCUCCCCCAUGCCCAGGACAGGAGGUUCCUCUGAGUCAAGGCCACAGGGACCACCUCUCCUGUGGUUUCCUCUGAUGAACUCUUCCCUGCCUCUCCCUCGGCCUCUUCAGAGGCACCUGCCAAUGGACUGGGAAGGGGCGCCCUGCUGCAGGGGCAGGUGUAGCCUGGGUUCGUCCUGCUUCAUCAGCUGCACUUAAGAGAGAAACUCAACGUCCCAGGGUCUGGCCCUCGUGUGUGUGUGUGUGUGUGUGUGUGUGUGUGUGUGUGUGUGUCUGAUCCUGGAAUGGGGGUGUCAGGACUCUGGGGCUGAGAUGACAAAGAUGGUUGUGUCCAGCACUGGGUUCAGGUAUAUUCUAGAUGACUGUCAGGUGGUGGGUAAGUGUAGUGUGCCUUGAGUCUUGCUUGCUUCUUCUCUGUUUUUUUCCACACAUAGAUCACUUUCUCCUGGUCUUUGUGGUUUAGAAGAAGGCCAGGCAGAGAAUUCCGAAGUUCUCUUGAGGGUUGGCCUGGUCCUCUACUCCUGGGUAUUAGCAUCCCCAAAGCCCUAAAAGGGCUCAUGCUCUGUGCUGACUCGGGCUUUGCUCUCUGGGCGCUGGAUGAGAAAAGGCCUCCUCAGUCUUUGACAGCCGGAGAAUGAGGUCUUCUGACCCCCAUUCAUGUCAAACCUGAAGCCUCCCACAUUUGGGCUUCUUCCCAUAGCUGGUGACCAACAGAACAAGCUUGUGGAGUGGUCGUAUAAAGCAUCCAUGAUUUAUUCACACAUGUGACUUCCCUGAAAGCUUGUCUAGGUGCUCAGUAACUUCUUGUGGGAUUGGAUUUGUCUGGCCUUGCCCCAAACGGCUGGUGGUCCUGUGGCACCUGAGCCAGGCCCUCAUCUCUCCAUGAUUCUCUAAGCUGACUCUAAGCUCAGUUCAGAAACAGGAAUAUGAAUCUCAUGGCUUAGCAUCUGGGCAGCAUUAUGGAAGACAUGGUGCCACAGUCCCCCUUCAGCUGUCCCUCAUUGUGAAAGAAGACAAAAACCCCUCACUGCGCCCAUGUUCUCUGCGGCCCUCUCUGCCCCUUCUACGGGAACGGAAUGGCUUGGUGGGGAGAGAGAGAGCUCUUACCCCUGAUCCCACACGACCCUGCCCCUGGUUGUGAGAAUCAGUGCCUCUCCGGUUUAGAAGUGCCCACCACCCACAAGCAGGCUUUGUCAGCAGCAGUGAGAAGAGCAGCCUGGGCCUCUGAAGGCCAGGUCUGCGCCUUGGUCAGAACAUGACUCUCCCUCCGGCACUUGGGCCUUGGGCCUUGCUGUGCCUCUGGCCUCCCAGGUUCCCUCUUUGCAGCACUUUGCCGAGUUUCCCCAAGUCCCUGAGCCACUGCCUGCCAUGGCCCUUCCUGGGGUUCUGCCACGUUGGCAACCCGUCUGAAACUGGCUGCUGCCAGAAAAGCGGGGCAGCGGGGAGGUAUCCACAGGGAGAAGUGACACUUGGCAACCAGGAGAGAUGCCAGGAGCUGGAGGCAGAGGGGCCUUCAGAGGGGGAACAGGGCCGUGUGUCCACAGGGAGUAAGGGGGGGAGGGGCGUUGCUCCAGGCACCACGUGAGACCCACCACAAGCAUGGGGCUGCUUGAUGCUGUCUUCACGCUUUGAUCUGGAAAGGCCGUUUCCCGGGAGCAGCUGUCCGCAGACCCGGGGUCUGGAGACAGAAGUCUGUCCCAUCAAGGACCACCAGAAAUAUACUGGCAUGUGCAGUCUCCCUUCCAAGCUAUUCCUGGCAUUUGAGGAAUCUCCUCUCAAACACAAGUGUCAGGUGUGCAGUAACAAAGGGCCCUGAGCUGUGAAUACACCCACAUCCAAGGGAAUGUGGGAUUUGGCAAAGGGUUCGCCCAGCCAACAGGCAGCGCGGCUGCCUAAGACUUACUCUGGUCACUGGCCUUGGGAGCCGCCCGCCCGCCCUGCUCACCUCACACUGGUCACAGGGGCCAAGCCCCAAGCCAGUGUGUUGUCUGAGCGGCAGCAGGAUCAGCCCUUUCUCAGAGAUCCUGGAAGCGCUGGUGAUGCCCCAGUGCUCUCCUUCCAGCCGGUCCUGGAGCAGCCCAGUGCCUCCAGGAUCAACUUACUGCCCAGGGAGGGGCCACGGGAAUCCCAAACCAGCUUCAGGACAGCAUGGGGGAAGAGAGCCAUAAACCAUCGCAGGCUGACCCUCCACACACUCCUUGGCCACAGCCUGGCCAUGUCUUGGUUGGAGCCUGUCGGCAACACCCCACAGAGGAUCCCCUGUGGCUAAGUAAACAGCUGAGAAAGCAAGAGGUUAGGUGUGCCUCCAGGAGGCACUUGGCCUUUUAAGACACUGCUCUAGAAGAGAGAAAGAAUGGGGUUGGAGGUGAUUGGAAAGGGUGACCCUGAGAAAAGUCCAUUACAGAUCACAUUGCGGAAGAUGAUGAAACAGGAAGCGGGGGCUCUGGGGACCACCGUGGGCAGUGGCUCUGAAAGCAUCCAGUCCACAGCCUCUGCCCUGAGGUGGGUGAGUGGAGGAGGCUGCAAGUGGGUGCCUCAGGACCUGCGUGCCCUCCUCUUCCCGUUCACUGCUGGUAGCCAGGCCCUGGCUCUCCGUGUAUGUCCCACCAUGAGGGAGGGCCACUGCCCUUGUUGCCUCCCCUUUCCUUCGCCGUGUUUCAGUGCCCUUGGCCCCUCUAGAAGGCACUCAGUGCCCGUGCUCUUCCCCAUGUGUCGCUGCUUACAGAGCAGAGAAGGAGUAGGAAUGAACCCGGGGUACCUACCCCCACACCCCAUGUCAGAACAGGGUAGAAGGCCUCUGGGAAUAAGCGAGGUAAGGUGAAUGCUGUAACUUCUGAAGUGUGGGCUCUAGCUCAAGAUUCCAGUCAACCAGAAACCCACGAAGAUCAAAGCACUAGUGAAUGCCGCCAUUCUGGACCUCAGGCCAGACCUGUGGGGAAAGGCCUCCCCACACGCCCCAUCGUCAGCUCAAGCAGGAGUCGCCUGACCCAGCUGAGGAUCCGGCCAGGCCAUCCCAGCACCCGCGGGCACACAGGCUGUCGCCAAGCCUCUGUGCGUCCCGUCGAGCACUUAAUCCUCACCAGCACUUAGUGGACGGCCUCAGAGAUCCCAGUCUCCCCUGCCUGCCGAGGCCACCCCAGGUCUCCCGCAGAGCAGGCCAGCUCCACGCCAUAGCCCCGUCAACUGGCACCCUCUUGGGUUGCAGAUCUCCUAUGUGGGGUUUGAUGCCGGCUAUUGUUACUACCUUGGGAAUUUUUAACCUUUUACUUGUUUCCUCUGGUGUCUUUGUUUACCUUCCUCACUCUUCUACCUCCUGGCCAGGUCUCUCAGCUUAGCUGCCCUGGCGUGGGGUAUUUCUCAAACCUUCCAGCCGCAGCUGCCUCCCCUCAGGCUGGCCGGCUCAGGGGUGAAAGGGCCUCCCCCGCUGCCUGCAGACCCAGGGGGGUGCCCAUUGCACAGGCUCUGUCUUGUGAGUCCAGCAUACUCAACAAGACGGAAGCGGGGUGUGGAAGGAAGUCCGAGGCACAUCUGCUUCAGAAAGAAUGUGUCUUCGGGAGCACGCGGCGGGAGCUGCCAUCGCAGGGGUCACGCAGCGUCCAGACCUGCCCACGUCCAGGCUCACCUUCCUGUGGGGAUCUUGACUUUGGAUGACAAGGCUUUAUUUGUAAAUAUGCUCUUAAUAUGCAACUUUGAGAAUAAAAUAGAAACAUCAUGUAUUUUAAAAUAUAAGAUGAAGUGUGACGCACUGUAUACAAUUUAAUAUAUAUUUUUAGGGGUUUUGUUAUUUAAGAAAAUGGAAUGUAAUGGUACUUAACUUUUACAAAAGAGAGAAAAAUGUUAUUUUUACUGCCUGGAGAAAAUAAAUAUUCUCAUUGUUGUAGAAAUGGGA